AUGGCUGUCGAGUCCAAGUUUGAUCCCAAGGACAUGGUGUUCCGUCACCUCGGCCCUACUGGCUUGAAGGUCUCCGUCUUCUCUCUCGGAGGUUGGUUGACAUACGGUGGUACUCAAAAGGGUGAUAUUGUCAAGGAGUGCAUCCAAAAGGCCUUCGACCAUGGUUGCAACUUCUUCGAUACCGCCGAGGUCUACGCCAAUGGCCAAUCUGAGAUCGAGAUGGNNGGUGAGUUGACAUUACGUGCCCUCAACGAGCUCGCCUACCCUAGAGACGAAUAUGUCAUCUCGACAAAGAUCUUCUUCGGUACUGGACGCAAGGAGCCCAACACCCGUGGUCUCUCCAAGAAGCACGUCAUUGAGGGCUUGAAGAGCUCCCUCAAGAGACUGAACCACGACUAUGUCGAUAUUGUCCUGGCUCAUCGUCCUGACAACGCAACUCCUAUGAAGGAGAUUGUCGAGGGCUUCACCCAGGCCAUUCGCAACCUCAACCUGGCCUAUUACUGUUCGGNNGGUACAUCUGAGUGGUCUGCCACUCAAAUUAUGGAAGCAACUCAGAUCGCCGAAAAGUACAACCUUAUUGCACCCAUUGCCGAGCAGCCUCAAUACAACGCCUUCCACAGACAGCGUUUUGAGGUCGAGUAUGCCNCUCUGUACGAUCAAUUCAAGUACGGCACUACCAUCUGGUCUCCUCUUGCCUCUGGUCUUCUGACCGGCAAGUACAACGACGGCAUUCCUGAGGAUUCUCGCUUUGCCACCAACAAGGACUUCUUCGAGAACACCGUCAAGCAGCUCAAGAGUCCCGAGGGCCAAGCCAAGAUCGAGAAGGUAUCAACCAUUCUUCUGUGCUCCCUCUGUGACCAACUACUUACACAUAUCGAACAGGUCAGAAAACUCACUACCAUUGCUGAGAAGCUUGGUGGUACCGUUACCCAGCUGAGUUUGGCAUGGGCUGCAAAGAACCCCAAUGUCUCUACUGUCAUUCUGGGUGCUACCAAGGUCGAGCAGUUGGAGGACAACUUUGGAGCCCUGAAGCUGCUCGAGAAGUUGACUCCAGAGCUCAUGGAGGAGAUUGAGAAGAUCCUUGACAACAAGCCUGCUGGACCCGCUACUUUCGGUCGCGACAGAUAA
This is a messenger RNA of Aureobasidium uvarum, 1128 nucleotides long. The record is from the annotation of a GenBank genome assembly. Lineage: Eukaryota; Fungi; Ascomycota; Dothideomycetes; Dothideales; Saccotheciaceae.